AUGCCUCCGACCAUUGCAACCCGAAUAGUGUCCAGCGACCACAUCAAGACGAUCCUGUCUCGGACGGCAUCUUCGACGCUCACCUUCUUAUCCGCGCGAGACUCUUCGUCUUCCUCAUCAUCAUCAUCAACACCCUUGGCCUCUAUCUUUGCCCUCAUCAUCCGCGGGACGAUACACCUAUCCGGUCGCUCCCUGGACUCCCCACGCUCGCAGCUCGUCGAGCCUGUAUUCCUACACCCCCGCGGCGACGGUGCCCUGUCCAAACGACAACAAAAUGUCAUCCUCGCCAUCCCAACCACAUACGCCGGGCUCAACGCCGGCCCCGCACCCGGUGCCCUGGCCGGUAUCGUCCUCGGCAGCAUCGCGGGGUUCAUACUCAUCCUGUACGUUCUGCUGAGUGCGUUCCGGUUUGGGAUCUUCGGCAACAGAGAGAGCAUCGUUGAAGAGGAGAUCGUCCGACACCAUCACGGGAGUCGACGCAGUCGGAGCCGGUCGCGGGCGAUGACGGAAGUCAGUCACCACUCGCCGCGGCGUGAGAGGGUGGUCAGGGAGCGUGAAGAGACGGUCGUGGUCGAGGAGCACGUCGAGCCGAGUGUUAGUGCCGACGACGACAUUGUCGAGGUCAUAGAGGAACAUAGUCCCGAACGACCGCCGAAACGAGGACCCAGUGGACGGAGCGGGUAUAGAACGGUUGAUCCGGCCGAGUUUGGUGGCGGGAGCAGACCGAUCCGAAAGAUCAGUAGGCGGUGA
This is a messenger RNA of Exophiala spinifera, 750 nucleotides long. RefSeq lists its product as uncharacterized. The coding region runs from base 1 to 750 and encodes 249 amino acids. The transcript has a single exon. The record is from RefSeq and is a predicted model, not a curated record. Lineage: Eukaryota; Fungi; Ascomycota; Eurotiomycetes; Chaetothyriales; Herpotrichiellaceae.